Messenger RNA from Angiostrongylus costaricensis, 744 nucleotides. Lineage: Eukaryota; Metazoa; Nematoda; Chromadorea; Rhabditida; Metastrongylidae. The record is from the annotation of a GenBank genome assembly.
AUGGCGACUCGUGUUUAUAUUGGACGUCUGUCCUAUCGUGCCUCUGAGCGUGACAUCGAGCAUUUCUUCCGUGGUUAUGGACGUAUUCGUGAUAUUGUUCUGAAGAACGGCUUCGGUUUUGUGGAAUUUGAUGAGCCGAGAGACGCAGACGAUGCUGUGUAUGAUCUCAACGGCAAGGAACUGGCUGGCGAACGCGUAAUGUUGGAAUUCUCGAAACGUGGCCCAAGGGCAGGUGGUGGGCGAGGAUUUGAUCGUUAUCCUCCGCAAAGGAGAGACGCCAGUUCUAGAUAUGGUCCACCCACGCAGACUCGCCAUCGUAUGAUCGUUGAGAACUUGUCCACGCGUAUAUCAUGGCAGGACUUGAAAGAUUUGAUGCGCAAAGCUGGAUGUGAGGUGACAUUUGCCGACGCUCACAAAAAUGAAAGAAAUGAAGGAGUGGUAUGCUUUGCUACGCGUGAGGAUCUUGAACGUGCACUGGACAAGCUGCAAGGUGAAGACGUAAACGGGCGCAAGCUGAAGUUGAUCGAUGACUCCGAGAGAAGCCGUAGCCGAUCUCGCGAUAGGAAGCGCUCGAGGAGCCGCAGCCGUAGCCGUUCACGUUCUCGAUCCAGAAGUCGUUCACGCUCUAGAAGUCGUAGCAAGUCCCGCUCACGAUCGCGAUCUCGUUCACACAGUGCGUCGCCAAAGAAGGAGAAUGGCGAUCGUGGUCGAUCCAAGUCUGGAUCUCGUUCAAGAAGCCAGUGA